AUGGCUCCCGCUGCGACCGCUUUUGAUGAUAGCCUUCCCAAUCUCCCCAAGGAUGUCCGCCCACCCAUUACGAGUUACACCCCGAGCAUGUGGGGUGAUGCCUUCACUUCGUUUUCUUUGGACGAGAAGGUACAAAAAGAGUAUGCUGAAGCAAUUCAAGAACUGAAGCAACAAGCAAGAAGCAUGCUGAUGACGAAAGGAAGUACAACAAUUGAGAAACUAAUAUUAAUUGACACUCUUGAGCGUUUGGGAGUGGGAUAUCAUUUUGAGCAAGAGAUUGAAGAUCAGCUCCGAGAAAUCUUGUUUUUCCAGUCUCAAGAUAAGGACCAGGACAACUAUGACUUGUUCGCUACUGCGCUUCAAUUUCGUCUGCUCAGGCAACAUCGCUAUUCUGUCUCUUGCAAUGUUUUCAACAAGUUUAAGGAUGACGACGGCAAGUUUGAAGAAACCCUCACUAGUGAUGCUAAGGGCCUGCUAAGCUUGUACGAAGCGUCCAACAGGCGUUGCAAGGGCGUUCCAAGAUUGGAAGCCCGCCAUUACAUUUCCUUUUAUGAGAGGAACGAAUCGAAGAAUGAAAUACUUUUAAAACUAGCCAAGCUGGAUUUCAAUUAUUUGCAAAAUAUAUAUAAGAAAGAACUCCAUGAUCUUUCCAGGUGGUGGAACGAGCUAGAUUUGGUAUCAAAACUACCUUAUGUGAGAGACAGAUUGGUGGAGGGCUAUUUUUGGGGCAUGGCUCUCAAUUUUCAGCCUCAACAUUCUUAUGCGCGAAUUGAAAUUACUAAAAGCGUGCUGAUGCUUACAAUAGUGGAUGAUACAUAUGAUAAUUAUGCUACAGUUGAAGAAGCUGACCUUUUCACUGAGAUCUUGGAAAAGUGGGAUAUCAAUGAACUUGAUCGACUUCCAGAUUACAUGAAAAUUAUUUAUAAGUUUAUUCUAAAUCUAUACGAGGACUACGAAGUUGAAGCAGCCAAACAAGGAAAAUUAUUUGCAGUGCCUUACGCUAAAGAAGCAGUGAAACAAAUUGCUAAGGCUUACAACAGACAUACGCAAUGGUUCUUGGGAGGACAAAUGCCUGCAUACGAAGAGUACCUUGUUAAUACUAUUGUCACGAGUUGCAUCUAUGUCUUCCUCACUGUGGGUAUCCCAGGAUUAAAAUCUGUCUCCAAAGAAUCAAUUGAUUGGUUGAUGAGUGAACCUAACAAAGCUCUUAUAGCAUCCACCAGGAUUUGUCGACAUGCGGAUGAUAUCGGCAGUGAUGAACGCGAGAGCAGGGGUGGAAAUAUACCGACAGCGGUGGAUUGCUAUGUGAAGCAAUAUGGUGUAUCAAAAGAAGAAACUGUGGACAAGUUCAACGAACUUUUUGAGAAUGCAUGGAAGGAUUUCAAUACAGAGUGGUCAACUGAAAUUUCCAUAGUAUCUAAGGACAUGAUGGAGCAACUUCUUAAUUAUGCACGUGCAGGCGAGGUCAUUUACAGGAAUGGGCGAGAUUCGUUUACAAAUCCUCAAAACUAUUUAGCAGGAGAAAUUCCUGCUCUCUUUGUGGAUCCCAUUGUCAUUUGAUUAACGGGUUAAAUCCAUUUUGCCCCCCUGUGAUAUAACAAAAUAUCAAAAACCCCCUUAUGAAAUUUUUAAUAUAAAAAAUCACCCCUAGGUUAUCAAUAAAUAAUCACACCGCCCCCUG
Molecule: messenger RNA, 1681 nt
Organism: Sesamum indicum (sesame)
Lineage: Eukaryota; Viridiplantae; Streptophyta; Magnoliopsida; Lamiales; Pedaliaceae
Source: RefSeq, a predicted model, not a curated record